AUGACUGAGAAUCUUCACCAACAUCCUGAUCUGAGCUGCAUGUGGAUCUUCCAGCUCCUCAUCCUGCCUGGAGUCAGACUAAAUGAUGACUGGGGGCCUUUCUGCUCUCAUUGCAUUCUUGGCGCCACGCCGCCCCCUGCUGGAGCCUCAUGGAUCAGAAGGACACUCUGGCUUCUCCAGUUUAAAUUAAAGGUUUUCAAGUCGGAGCAAACUGCGCCUCCUAAUGUCCCAAAUGUCCGUCUGCCCUCAGAAAUUGUGAAUUAUGAGUUCGACACCAAGAACCUGGUGUGUCUGGUGCUCAGCAGCGUGGUGGGGGUCUGGUACCUGCUCAAAAAGCACUGGAUAGCCAAUAACCUGUUUGGGCUGGCGUUCGCGCUGAACGGGGUGGAGCUGCUCCACCUGAACAACGUCAGCACCGGCUGCAUCCUGCUGGGGGGGCUGUUUGUCUACGACGUGUUCUGGGUGUUUGGGACCAACGUCAUGGUAACGGUGGCCAAGUCAUUCGAGGCACCAAUCAAACGUAAGUGAUGGUCCAGAGCUCCUCCUGCUCCCCCUGAUGUCCUGAUCCAGU
Molecule: messenger RNA, 571 nt
Organism: Cyprinodon variegatus (sheepshead minnow)
Lineage: Eukaryota; Metazoa; Chordata; Actinopteri; Cyprinodontiformes; Cyprinodontidae
Product: minor histocompatibility antigen H13-like
Exons: 4
Coding region: 1-528 (175 amino acids)
Biological process (GO): membrane protein proteolysis
Cellular component (GO): cytoplasmic side of endoplasmic reticulum membrane; membrane; lumenal side of endoplasmic reticulum membrane
Molecular function (GO): aspartic endopeptidase activity, intramembrane cleaving
Source: RefSeq, a predicted model, not a curated record